CAUCGAAAUAACAAUCGAAUGUGUGUCCGCAAGCAUUUGUGGGGAUGCUGGGGAAACCAGGGUGCGGGCACAUUCAGCUAACAAUCGUCAGUCGAAUGUUACAUGAUUUCCAGUAUAUUUACUGGGUCGCGCUGUCGCCCUCACUUCUCUACGAUCAUUGUUUGUUUUGCAUCCGAUCGGCUGGACACACUGCCUGCAAAGACAACCUUGCCCCUACCAAACAGCCACAAUGAAGCUUCCACAGUUAUUCGGCCAGCUGUGCCUCUCGUUCACACUGGCUGCUGCCGUGGACUUGACUGGUUAUGAGUACAUUGUGGUAGGGUCCGGGGCCGGUGGUGGUCCGCUUGCCGCUCGCCUCGCCAUGGCCGGCAAGAAGACGCUGCUGCUCGAAGCGGGUGACGACCAGGGCGCAAACCUCAACUACACCGUCCCGGCGUAUCACUCCCGCUCGAGCGAAGACGACUCCAUGAGCUGGGACUUUUUCGUGCGCAACUAUGCCGACGAAGCCCAGCAGGCCCGCAACUUCAAGACGACGUACGAGACCCCCGAUGGAGGCGAGUACACCGGCCUGAACCCUCCCCCUGGUUCCAAGAUGAAGGGUGUGCUCUAUCCACGAACCGGCACCCUUGGCGGAUGCACUGCGCACAACGCCAUGGUCACCAUUUAUCCAUUCCGUUCCGACUUUGACGACCUCGCCACCCUCACCGGCGACAAGUCCUGGUCCGCCACGAACAUGCGCAAGUACUUUGCCAAGAUGGAGGAUAACCACCACCUCCUCCCGGGCAAGGCGGGCCACGGGUACUCCGGGUGGUUGUCCACCCAGACCGCUCCUCUGACCAUCGCCCUGGGCGACCCGCAGCUCCUGGGCUUCUUCGUGGGCGCCGCAGCUGCGCUCACAAACUGGUCCACGAACCUGGUCUUCAACCUCGCGACGCUCUUCGCGGGAGACGCAAACGAGGACUCGGCCCUCCGCGACAGCAGACCCGGCAACUUCCAGGUCCCUCUAUCGACGCGCGAUGGUGCCCGCAUCAGCUCCCGCGACUUCAUCGUCGCGGUUCGCGAUGCCAAAAACCCGGACGGGAGCAAGAUGUACCCACUCGACGUCCGCACAGACGCGCUCGUCACCAAGGUCCUCUUCGACAACAGCACCACGCCCCCAAGGACCACCGGUGUCGAGUUCCGCGACGGCAAGUAUCUCUACCGCGCCAGCAGGAGGUCCAAAAAUGCCGGUCAAGGCGUGCGCGGCACCGCAACGGCUUCGAGAGAGGUCAUCCUCGCAGCCGGCGCCUACAACUCGCCCCAGAUCCUCAAGCUGAGCGGCAUCGGCCCCGCCGCCGAGCUCCAGCGCUUUGACAUCCCCGUGGUCAAGGACCUUCCGGGCGUCGGCGCCAACCUCCAGGACCACUACGAGGUCUCGGUGCAGGGGACUACCCCUUCAGACUUCUCUUCCCUCAAGGGCUGCACAUUCUCGCCCGAGACCGGUGAAGACCCCUGCCUGACGCGCUGGCAGAACCCGAUACUGGGCAACAGGGGCAUCUACUCGUCGUCCGGUUUUGCGACCGCCAUAUACUACAAGAGCAAAGAGGCAAAGGGCAGCGACUGGGACGUGUUUUCGUUUGGUGGACCCGCCAACUUCCGCGGCUACUUCCCGGGCUACUCGGUCAACGCAACGGCGCGCCACAACGUCUUUAGCUGGGCCGUCCUCAAGGGGCACCCGCGCAACGCAGCCGGCUCCGUCACGCUGCGGUCGGCCGACCCCCUCGACGUGCCCGACAUUGUGUACGACUACUUCAAGGACGCCGGGUCUGACAAGGACCUGCGCGCCAUGACCGAGGGCAUCAAGCUCUUCCGCACCGCCCUGAAGCUGCAGCUGCUCGGACAGCCCCUCCGCGAGGAGUUGCCGGGGGAUGCCGUGCAGACCGACGAGCAGAUCGCCGACUACAUCCGCGACACGGCCUGGGGCCACCACGCCUCGAGCACGUGUGCCAUCGGAGUCGACGGCGACUCCAUGGCGGUGCUGGACUCGAGCUUCAGGGUCAGGGGCGUGACGGGCUUGAGGGUCGCCGAUGCUUCCGUCUACCCCAAGAUCCCCGGUACGUUCACGGCUGUGUCGACCUACAUGAUUGGAGAGAAGGCAGCCGAUGUUAUUCUUUCACAGGAGAGUGCCUAGAAAGAGGCGGCUUCUAUAUGUUUUGGAAUUAUCGGGAAGUGCAUUGUGGGAAGCCGGGAGUUAAGGGACCAAUUUACAUAAUUAGAACGCUGUAUAUAAGCCGAGCCACGCCAUCGUGGGUUGGGUCAAUUGUUAUAUCCUAAUGAAUUAACAGUUUAACGCUGUUGAAUAACAUCAUAUACGUACUGCC
Pyricularia oryzae 70-15 is the source of this 2360-nucleotide messenger RNA. Its product is annotated as choline dehydrogenase. The record is from RefSeq and is a predicted model, not a curated record. Lineage: Eukaryota; Fungi; Ascomycota; Sordariomycetes; Magnaporthales; Pyriculariaceae. The transcript has a single exon. Bases 230 to 2170 code for a protein of 646 amino acids. Gene Ontology annotation, molecular function: oxidoreductase activity, acting on CH-OH group of donors; flavin adenine dinucleotide binding.